Molecule: messenger RNA, 2658 nt
Organism: Oncorhynchus gorbuscha (pink salmon)
Lineage: Eukaryota; Metazoa; Chordata; Actinopteri; Salmoniformes; Salmonidae
Exons: 3
Coding region: 991-1950 (319 amino acids)
Source: RefSeq, a predicted model, not a curated record
UAGUAUUGAUAUCAAUAUAGUGUAAACAAAUGAAAUUAAGGUGAAUGCACCAAUUUGUAAGUCGCUCUGGAUAAGAGCGUCUGCUAAAUGACUUAAAUGUAAUGUAAUGUAAUAAGGUAUUCAAUCCAAAACAAGAUACAAUCUGGAAUAUUUAAUUGCAAAAUAUUUUGGGGGAAUUGAAAAUUAAACACAAAUUGGAGAUUUUGAAUUUUAAUCUUAGAUAGAUAGUAUGGUCGAGUCAAACUAUAGUCCCGAUUUUCAUGAUUUGUGAGUGGACUUGGAUUGAAGCAUUAGUGACUCAGACUUGGACUCGCUUUCUCGACCAUUGGUGACUCGGAUUCGCCUUCUCGUAGCUUGUAUUUGCGCUUGGACUGGAUAGGCUACUAUGAUAAACAGAAUAGUAGAAGGACAGGGUGCGCGCAGCACAGCAGCGGCGGUUCCAUUAUCUAGCAGUGGAAAGCGCCACGCCCUGCAUUCGCAGAAAAUAAUGAUUGUGGACAGAUAGGCAGGCUCUGCUCCGGAUCCGCUUCCGAUCAUAGUCGCUUCCGCAACGUCUAGCCUAUCUUGCUUCUCUGUAUCCACCAGCCUACUAUUUAGCUUUGCCUGGUUAAAAUGGUUAAGAAACACAAAUUGCUUUAAGGAAUUGAAAACAAUACUAGUAUUGAGUUUAAUAGUAAAACAACGCUAGCUUCUCUCUCUCCCCUUGAGUAUAAUGGGAAAGUAGAUUGUCGCCGACGCUCGUUUAAUGUGAGUGUGUCAAAGACGCAAUCUGAGUGCUACCGAUCUCGUCUUUGAGCAGUCCCAGACGUCCUAAUAUUUCCAAACAGAUAACCAGCCAGAUGUGAGCGGGUCAUCGUCAGCUUUCCAUACACUGGAUGAGAGACCACACUCCACUGUUGACUGCAAAUAGUUGAAGAAUUAAGGAGACUGGGAACGUUAAUUCUGCCCCCUAGCUUCAAGAGGUGAAAGAAUCAGUGACCAAACACCACCAUGGAAAACGACAUGGGCGAUUAUACUCUGUAUUCUGACGAUGACCUUUACGUCCCUGAAUCAGAGGAUAUUGCAGUGUCAGUGCUUCUUCUCCUUGGAAUUGUCCCAAUCCUCCCUGCCCUUGGUUGGAUUAUCUUGUCCUUCUAUUGUAAGCACUGGAAAAUAAUACCUGUCUCAUUCUCUUUCGUGUCCCUCCUUGUUACUGACGCUCUGCAGCUGAUCGCUUCCCCUUUCAUUGUGGAAACUGUGCUAACCGGGGUUCCCUGUUGGCAUGCUCAUUGGUGGUGCAUUACAGUAUACACACUGUUCUCAGUGUCAAGAUUCUGCGGUCUGUUUUUUCAAAUAACGGUUGCUCUGGAUAAUAUCUGGUCUCUGAAAUCGCAUCUUCAGCAAGUUGACAGUCUAUUGGUUCGUCGGUGGUGUUCCCUGUUCGUGCCUGUCAGUGUGUAUAUUGUCAACAACUCUGACAUGGUCACCUUCUUAAUGAACACCGGUGUGUGGUUCAUCUACCCUUUAUUUACAUGUCUUGCACAUAUAUUUGAUAUGAACUACUUAUUUUACUAUGUUUUGAAUACUUUAUUUGGAUUGGGUGCUGUGGUCACAGUUGCUGCAGCAUGUGUGAUAACCUUCAUAACUGUGCCAGCAGUGAACCCCACCAAAAAGCAAUGUCAGCGUUUGAAGGUAUUAGCAGUGGCCAUGUUUACUUUUAUGAUACUCUAUGUUCCUGAGUUCCUCUACUGGAUAAUACAACACCACAGAACUGCUUGGAUGCAGGGAUUUAGUCAUGUUGUCCACUAUCUGCCGUGCCUGAGACCCAUCACUGACUGUGUCCUGUGUUGGUUGGUCUACAAGGACAGGGUGUGUUCUAGAGAUCAGCAAACAGACCUAGAACGCAAUUCAUCUAUCCUCGAUUCCUCUCAUCAUGUCCCCUCGCUUUUUGAAAAAACAUCGGAGGUUUAGAACCAUGGAGAGAAACCUCCAAUACGGGAGGAUGCGAGGAAUCAAGGAAAGAUAAAUUGAGAUAGAGCACAGUACUGAGGGCUAAAUAAUCAUAUGAUGGAGAGGAGGCUGGUGGGAGGAGCUAUAGGAGGACUGGCUCAUUGUAAUGACUGGAAUAGAAUUAAUGGAACUGAGUCAAACGUGGUUUCCAUGUGUUUGAGACCGUUCCAUUAAUGCCAUUCCAGCCAUUACAAAGAGCCUGUCGUCGUAUAGCUCCCCCCACCAGCCUCCACUGGUAUAAAGUAACUUCUCACUCCUGUUUAAGAGUGUUAAGGGAAUUUUUAUCAAUGAUGACUAAUUAUGUAUACAUUUCAAUCAGGACUGACUAGUCCAAAUGCUAUUAUGUACUGUACAUAAAGAAUUGUCUCUCUUGCUCCCAUUCCCAAUUGUAUGUAAUAUAGUCAGGAGUUUAGAACAGUGCCUUUGUACAAAUGAAUGAACUAUCUCCAGAUGGCAGGGACGGACUAUCUCCAGACUGUCUAGAAUGCUAUCUACACAAACGGACCUUGGCUACAGGCGAGGAGGGAAGGCUCGAGAACUAUAGGGCCUCUCUACCGGUGUCAUGAAGAGAUCGAACAUUUAGGAAACGCUGACGUCAUUUUCAGUUUAUAACCUGUGGAAAAAUGUGUAUAUACCCAGUACUCUCUUGAAUUAAACGCUGUUACCUGA